AUGCCGUUGUUGACCUAUGGCAGCUUGGCCGACUCGAACUCGACUUUGUUCACUGGGCCUGAAUCGAUUCUUUCCACGAAAGGCACUGAUGUCAUUGCGCUGGAACCUGAUGGCAGAAUUUACGCUUACGACCCCGGAGACAUCGCGUGGGUGCUCAUUUGUGCGGCUAUGUCUUGGUUAAUUGUGCCAGGCUUUGCUUUUGUCUACAGUGGAACGGUACGCGGUAAAAAUGCGCUGUCACUUUUGCUUCUUGCUUUAUUGGCCAUGGCUGUGGUCUCACUCCAAUUUUGGUUCUGGGGUUUUUCUCUGGCGUUCUCGCACACCGCUAGUCCAUUCAUUGGGAAUUUUGACCAGGUCGGGUACACCGGCGUGUUUUCAGAGCCUGAUAUAAUAGCCAAUGACCGAAUACCGACGAUUGUCUUUGCAAUGAUUCAACAAAUGCAAGCAUCUAUUGUUGGUGCUGUUUCAAUUGGUUCAGCGGCAGAGAGGGGCCGCAUAGGGCCAACGAUAAUAUUCAUGUUCUUCUGGGCAACGCUGGUCUAUUGCCCCAUAAGUUGCUGGAUAUAUAAUCCGAAUGGCUGGGCUCACCGGUGGGGCGUGCUUGAUUUCAGUGGGGGUGUUUCCAUGGAGCUCUGUGCAGGUAUGACUGGAUUGGCGUACUCCCUCUUCAUUGGACGGAGGCGCGGUUACGGCAUCAAGAUGCAUCCCCACAACGUACCGCAUGUGGCACUUGGAACCACCUUGCUGUGGUUUGGUUGGAUGGGUCUCAGUGGCGGUGGAACACUGGCAAAUGUUCGUGGCGCAAUGGUUAUGCUCAACACACAUUUGUCUGCUUGCGCUGGCGGUGUCACAUUUUUAGUCAUGGAUUUCCGCUUGGAAAGAAAGUGGUCGCUUGUUGCGUUUUGUCUAGGAGCAGUUUGCGGCUUGGUGGCCAUAGCAGCACCCGGUUUUAUCGGUCCUUCCUCUUCCAUUGUUGUUGGCAUUUUCGCAGCCGCUGUUUCAAAUCUAACCAUUGCUUAUCGUGACAAACUGCCAUGGGAUGACGGCCUGGAUAUUUUCGCCGGACACGCGACUUCAGGUAUUGUUGGCGUAUUGCUAACCGGUAUCUUCGCACAAAAAAGCAUUGCAAGUUCUGAUGGCUUCACUGUCAUUGACGGCGGGAUGAUUGACAGAAACUGGAAGCAGAUGUACAAACAGCUUGCAUGGGUUGCAGCAGGCGGAUCUUGGUCAUUCAUUGUUACUUACAUCAUCUUCAGGGUUGACUCUGAAAGUGAGGUGAAAGGUAUUGAUGAAGACCAAUCUGGUGAAACAGCCUAUGCACCAGAUGCCUACAUGUUUCGCCGACCACCAACAAUGAUGGAUUCCAAGAGAAGAAAAAUCAGAUCUGCUUUUGGAAGGUUCAGUUCCCACCCCGGUAACUAUUCACUAUCUCCGAAAAGGCCAAAGUCUGUAGAGAAGCCGCGGAAAGCCUAA
Puccinia triticina is the source of this 1473-nucleotide messenger RNA. RefSeq lists its product as uncharacterized. Gene Ontology annotation, molecular function: ammonium channel activity. Gene Ontology annotation, cellular component: plasma membrane. NCBI's taxonomy places the organism in Eukaryota, Fungi, Basidiomycota, Pucciniomycetes, Pucciniales, Pucciniaceae. Bases 1 to 1473 code for a protein of 490 amino acids. The transcript has 11 exons. Gene Ontology annotation, biological process: ammonium transmembrane transport. The record is from RefSeq and is a predicted model, not a curated record.